Messenger RNA from Thermochaetoides thermophila DSM 1495, 1128 nucleotides. RefSeq lists its product as uncharacterized. Bases 1 to 1128 code for a protein of 375 amino acids. NCBI's taxonomy places the organism in Eukaryota, Fungi, Ascomycota, Sordariomycetes, Sordariales, Chaetomiaceae. The transcript has a single exon. The record is from RefSeq and is a predicted model, not a curated record. Gene Ontology annotation, molecular function: FMN binding; NADPH dehydrogenase activity.
AUGUCGCCCUCCAACAACACCCGUCUAUUUGAGCCCCUUCAGUUGGGCACAGUCACCCUCUCCCACCGCAUCGCCAUGGCCCCCUUAACCCGCUUCCGUGCCCUCGACAGCCACGUCCCCCAACUGCCUCUCGUAGCCGAGUACUACACCCAGCGCGCAUCCAUCCCUGGCACCCUGCUUAUCACCGAAGGCACAUUCAUCGCCCAGCACGCCGGCGGCCUGCCCAACAUACCCGGGAUCUGGAACGAAGACCAGAUUAAGGCAUGGAAGGUUGUCACAGAUGCGGUGCAUGCCAAGGGAAGCUUCAUCUUCUGUCAGUUGUGGGCUUUGGGGCGGGCUGCAAACCCCAAGGUUGCGGAGGCGGAGGGGUUUAAGGUGAAGAGUUCGAGUGCUGUGCCGAUUGAAGAGGGGGGCGUCGUGCCGGAGGAGAUGACGGUUGAGGAGAUCAAGGAGAUGGUAAAGGCGUAUGCGAAUGCGGCGAGGAAUGCGAUUAAGGCGGGGUUUGAUGGGGUUGAGAUCCAUGGGGCGAACGGGUACUUGGUGGAUCAGUUCAUUCAGGACAAAUGCAAUCAGAGGACGGACGAAUAUGGAGGGAGUGUUGAGAACAGGUCGAAGUUCGCGGUUGAGGUUGUGAAGGCUGUGGCUGGGGCUGUUGGACCAGAGAAGACAGCAAUCCGGCUCAGUCCAUGGAGCCGGUUCCAGGGUAUGAAGAUGGAUGAUCCAAGGCCACAGUUUUUGGAUGUGAUUAGGAAGAUUUCUGGGCUUGGGCUGGCGUAUCUGCACCUCGUGCGGAGCGGCGUCGGGGGUCCGAACGACUUUAAUCAGGCUGGGGAGGAUGAGACGCUUGACUUUGCUGUGGACUUGUGGGAUGGCCCCGUCCUCAUUGCUGGAAAGCUUACACCUGAGACUGCUAGGGAUCUGGUUGAUCAUCAGUACAAAGACAAGAAGGUUGUGGCUACUUUUGGGAAGUAUUUCAUCUCGAAUCCCGACUUGCCGUUCAGGAUCAAGGAGGGUAUUCCUUUGAACCCAUAUGACAGGAGCACUUUCUACACGCCAAAAUCUCCUGUCGGGUACACAGACCAGCCUUUCAGCAAGGAGUUCCAAGAGUCACAGACCUCGACACUCUAG